Oncorhynchus gorbuscha (pink salmon) is the source of this 275-nucleotide messenger RNA. Its product is annotated as V-type proton ATPase subunit H-like. Gene Ontology annotation, cellular component: vacuolar proton-transporting V-type ATPase, V1 domain; lysosomal membrane. The transcript is spliced from 2 exons. Gene Ontology annotation, molecular function: proton-transporting ATPase activity, rotational mechanism. Gene Ontology annotation, biological process: proton transmembrane transport. The record is from RefSeq and is a predicted model, not a curated record. NCBI's taxonomy places the organism in Eukaryota, Metazoa, Chordata, Actinopteri, Salmoniformes, Salmonidae. The annotation marks the transcript as partial.
AGAGGCGGUAUCUGGUGUCAGGGUGUGUUAUGUGUUAUAUGUUCUCCCUCCUCAGGAUCCUUACUCGGCUGUUGGAGGUAUCUGAUGACCCUCAGGUUAUUGCUGUAGCUGCUCAUGAUGUUGGAGAAUAUGUCAGACACUACCCUCGGGGGAAACGGGUGAUAGAGCAGCUUGGAGGUAAACAGCUGGUGAUGAACCACAUGCACCAUGACGAUCAGCUGGUCCGCUACAACGCCCUGCUGGCCGUGCAGAAACUCAUGGUCCACAACUGGUAC